Messenger RNA from Procambarus clarkii (red swamp crayfish), 1428 nucleotides. Its product is annotated as nucleoside diphosphate kinase 6. The record is from RefSeq and is a predicted model, not a curated record. Lineage: Eukaryota; Metazoa; Arthropoda; Malacostraca; Decapoda; Cambaridae. Gene Ontology annotation, biological process: CTP biosynthetic process; GTP biosynthetic process; UTP biosynthetic process. Gene Ontology annotation, molecular function: nucleoside diphosphate kinase activity.
ACAAAGCAACAAGCACCUUGGUAGCUCCGAUCAUCUUCAACAUAAACGCGUCCAACAACAUCAGUACUGGUGCAGUCAUCGGGAGGACAAACCCUUCAUGCAAACUGCUCCUACUAUCAACAAGAAGAAGGGAUUACUGGAUUGUUUCAGUUGUAGGACAAGAGAGAUGAUGAUGGCCAUGCGAGGUCCUCUGCAACUGACAGUUGCACUUAUUAAGCCUGAUGUUACUCGAGUGCCUCACAUCUUGCAAGGCAUACGCAACAGGAUAAUACAAGAGGAGUUCCUGGUUGUGCGGCAUAAGGAGAUCCGGUUGCGUAAACAAGAAACUGAAAAUUUUUAUGCAGAGCAUCGAGAAAAGUUUUUCUACAAUAGACUUGUAACUUUUAUGGCAAGUGGCCCCACCCAGGCUCUUAUAUUAGCCCAUGAAAAUGCCAUCCAACGAUGGAGAUUGCUUAUGGGACCUACUAAAGUAUACAAGACUAAGUAUGAAGCACCAGAUACCAUUAGGGGCAUGUAUGGCCUCACUGAUACCCGUAACUCGACCCAUGGCUCCGAUGCAGAGGAAACUGCAGCAAAAGAGAUGAAGUUUUUCUUUCCAGAGUUCUCCAAGGAAGAAUGGUAUGAAGACGAGGAAGCACAGUUUCGUAAAGGACAAAUACAAUUAGAUGAAGUCAGUUUUAUUCAUAAAUUAUUAUGAGUUUUUUUAUUUUUUAAAUCAUACUUCGACUAUCCUAUAAUUUAUACAUAAAUCAGCAUGAAAAGCAAAUUCAUUAUGAAUUACAUUUUGUACAAAUUAGUUCUUCACAUAUUUCUGCUCCUCGGUUGUCUAAACAAAGAAAGGAAGUUUGUUAGUUUCGAUAGUUUGUGAACAUUUCAAAGAGACGUUAACUCCAUUUUAAAGUUAAAAUCCAAUGUAGAUCCCCAGAACAAUGCAGAGUUCACAGUACACUGAUUUUAGAUAGUAUUGUCUGGUUUUUGUGCCCAUGAUGCUAUGGACAUAAUGGCUCCAUAUGGAAGAGGUGGAGUUUACAUAGAUCCAUGACAAAAAUUCUGCCAUUUCAUUAUUGCUUACUAUGCAAAUACAGUUAUCUUCACAAAUGUUACCAUGCCACUGUGGCAAUAUUAUAAUUACUGUAUGUGAUUUGUUUACUGAUUUAUGUUCAUAUGAUUUUUACAACUCUGUGGUUAUAAUGAAGUAUACCAUGUCAAUCACCAUUUGUAUUAUCAUGUCUAUUAGGGGGACUGCUAUCAUGACUGUUGCAACUGUUUGGGUUACUGAGGACAUCCAGUGAGGCCCUCCACUCACAUUGUCGUCCUCCAAGUGACAACAUUUCCACAUUACAUUCUUACACCCUCACCCACUCCCAACAAUGUUGUAUAUGUCCCCCCUCUCAUGUGUUUAAAAUAUAUGUAAUGUAUGCAUCUCAA